ACGAAAGGUUGUUUUGAACACGACCAAGUCGCUUCGCUGCUGGUGGCUGACUUGUCCUUUGCAUUCGAUUCACUUCUUUCUUUCUUCAACCACAUCAUCAUCCGCGACACAAUUAAAUUCCUAGGUUAAGUUUGCAGUAGGGCUCUUCUCUCUCUUCUCUUCACAAUCUCUUCUGUAUCUUCCCCUGCCCGCCGCUCACAAUACCGUCGCCUUGUAUUUCAACUCAUCACAAUACAUUAUGGCCAACAACACUCGCCUUCAGACUCGUCGCAUCGGCAUCACGCGCAAGAAUGGCGAUGAAAAUGCCACAACCAAGCACCUCCGCCAGACUUCCGCCCUUGGAGUCGCAUCUCGCGCCUCUGUCGUCCUGAAUGGCCUUAAGACUGGCCCACAGCGCUCAGCGCUUGGUGAGGUUACCACCACCGCGGUCAACCGCAAGGACGUUGCUGGUAAAGGCAAGGACGCCAUGAAAGAAGGUGUAGACGCGGGGCUCAAGCGUACCCGGUCGUCGUCGCUAGCCGCCGCCACUGGACCACAACGCGUCCCUCUCGGACCAGGUCGCGCGGAGGGCAUUGCACAACGCCCUACUUCGCGUACAUCACGCCAAUCUGUCUUCAAACGCGCAUCGCGGCAGGAACCCGCUGUACCAGUAGUCAUUCCCGCUGAAGUAGAGAAGGAGAACGAUAUGGACGUAGAAGACAUCGAGGAGGACCCAGAACUCAGCAUCAUUAACGAGAAGGAGAUCGAUGAAAUGGUCGGUGUACAAGAACAGGUUGCUCCACAACAAGAGGAGAAGCCCGCCGCUGCGGUUGCAAAGUCGCCCCGUAUGUGGCCUGACGUGGAUACCGAGCGUGCCGUGAGACAUUAUCGAGAGGUCGAAGAGAUCCAGGAAACGUUUGAAGAUGAGAUCGACUAUCUUGACACGACGAUGGUCUCAGAGUACUCGGAUGAAAUUUUUAAAUACAUGAACGACCUCGAAGACGAUGUAAUGCCGAAUCCUGAUUAUAUGGACGGUCAGAAUGAGAUCACCUGGGCAAUGCGCCAAACAUUGGUCGACUGGCUCCUGCAAGUGCACCUUCGCUGGCACAUGCUACCUGAGACGCUUUGGAUCGCGAUAAAUAUCGUUGACCGUUUCCUCACGAGGCGUGUCGUAUCCCUAGUGAAACUUCAGCUCGUUGGUGUCACUGCCAUGUUCAUCGCUGCCAAGUACGAAGAAAUUCUAGCCCCCAGCGUCGACGAGUUCGUCUUCAUUACCGAGAAUGGUUAUACGAAGGAAGAGAUCCUCAAGGGCGAGCGCAUCGUACUGCAGACGCUCGACUUCAAGGUCUCGCAAUACUGCUCACCCUACAGCUGGAUGCGUCGUAUCAGCAAGGCCGAUAACUACGACAUCCAAACGAGGACGCUCGGCAAAUUUUUGGCCGAGGUCACACUCCUAGAUCACAAGUUUUUGCGCUGCAAGCCGAGUCUCAUUGCUGCGGUGGGGAUGUACAGCGCUAGGAAGAUGUUGGGGGGUGAUUGGAAUGAGUCAUUUGUGUUUCACUCGAGCUUCGUCGCGGAGCACCUCGAGCCUGGACACCAAUGGAUAUGCGAGAAGCUACUCGAAGAAAACUUCGCGAGCCAGUACGUCUGCCAGAAAUACGCCAACAAGAAGUUCUUGAAGGCGUCACUGUUUGCAAUCGAGUGGGCGAAGUCGAACGUGGACGAAGCCUAGGGGACGCUGGCGUAGUUAAAGCCCUGCGGCUAGAGAUAACUCGCAGGUCACGGCUUGAAUGUCCAUCACGUUCAAAAGUUCAUGGGUUCCCGAUCUGCCUGCAUCUCAUCUCAUUCUGUGCUUGACAUACUGUUUCACUCUGGCAUUAUUGCAAUCUCAAUUGUCUGAUUACGCAUUCCACCCAGCCAUGUCUCUUAUUAUGUUUC
Suillus clintonianus is the source of this 1917-nucleotide messenger RNA. RefSeq names its product cyclin. The record is from RefSeq and is a predicted model, not a curated record. Bases 239 to 1711 code for a protein of 490 amino acids. Gene Ontology annotation, molecular function: cyclin-dependent protein serine/threonine kinase regulator activity. Gene Ontology annotation, biological process: G2/M transition of mitotic cell cycle; regulation of cyclin-dependent protein serine/threonine kinase activity. NCBI's taxonomy places the organism in Eukaryota, Fungi, Basidiomycota, Agaricomycetes, Boletales, Suillaceae. Gene Ontology annotation, cellular component: nucleus; centrosome; cyclin-dependent protein kinase holoenzyme complex. The transcript is spliced from 5 exons.